GGGCUUGUACCCUGUACCCUCCUCUUUAAGUACUCCCGCUCCCAUCCCUCCAUUUUCCCUCAUCACUCACUUCCUUCCAACCCCUUCUUCUUUACUAGAGAGGAAAAACUGUGAAGAAUUUCAUAAUGGGUAAAUUGUUGUGUGCUGUGUCCUUGUUCUUGCUGCCGGUAAUGUGGAUGGUGGCAGAGGCCAGAAUCCCCGGUGUUUACUCCGGCGGCGGGUGGCAGUCAGCUCAUGCUACCUUCUACGGCGGCUCUGAUGCUUCUGGAACCAUGGGAGGAGCUUGUGGGUACGGGAACCUGUACAGCCAAGGUUACGGGGUGAACACGGCGGCUCUGAGCACGGCGCUGUUCAACAACGGGCUGAGCUGCGGUGCCUGCUUCGAGCUCAAGUGCGCCAACGACCCCAGGUGGUGCCACUCCGGCAGCCCUUCCAUUCUCAUCACCGCCACCAACUUCUGCCCGCCCAACGGAUGGUGCAACCCUCCCCGACCACAUUUCGACCUCGCCAUGCCCAUGUUCUUGAAAAUCGCCGAGUACAGAGCCGGAAUCGUCCCCGUCACUUACCGUCGGUUAGUCACUGCCCCACUUCUUCCGGUGCCAUGCCGGAAGAAGGGAGGGAUCCGGUUCACCAUCAACGGGUUCCGCUACUUCAACCUGGUACUGGUCUCCAACGUGGCCGGCGCCGGCGACAUUGUGAAGUUGAGCGUGAAAGGGACCAAGACCGGGUGGAUGAGCAUGAGCCGGAACUGGGGUCAGAACUGGCAGUCGAACGCCGUCCUCGUCGGUCAGCCUCUGUCGUUCAGGGUGACCGGAAGCGACCGACGGACCUCCACUUCCUGGAACAUCGCUCCUUCCAACUGGCAGUUCGGUCAGACGUUCACCGGCAAGAAUUUCAGGGUCUGAGGUCCGGUGAGCAGGAUCAUCAAUUCAUCGUGGGAUUGGAUUCUAGAAUUAACUACAGCAGCAGUAGAAGGAAGCUCAAGAAAAUUGGUUUCAAGUUUCCGGUGGGAGUGUACGUUUUACGAUUUUACUUUUUUUUUUUUUUUUCUUUCUUUUUCUUGUUGGUGAAAGGUUCGUUUUUGGGAUUGGGCGAGAGAAAGAGAGUGUGAAUGUGGGCCUGGGCCCAGGAGGGCUGUGUUGGUCUGGUCAGCUUUAUUUUCCGUUGACCCGAUUUUUAGUUGGGGAGUACGUAGUAAUGGGUUGGCAGUGGUGUAUGUUUCUAGUGGGGUUAAAACGGUGGGAGGUUGCUGAAGUGGCUGCACAAAACGACGUCAGCCCGCAGUUCUUUAUAUGUAUGUCAUAGUUUUAUUUAUGUAACUGAAAGUGGUGCCUUAGAGUGUAUGGUAAAGGGAUAUUAUUGUACCAUUUCCCAAAGGGUUAUGUUGAGGCAGUAAUAUUAUGAAGUGUGCAUUUGAUAUCCUAUUUAAGGUUGUCAUUUGUUACCUUCUUGAAAACGUUAUGGAUUGUGCGGGAUUAAUACCAAAUUGCUACUACGCCUUAUCGUCAA
This is a messenger RNA of Linum tenue, 1509 nucleotides long. Lineage: Eukaryota; Viridiplantae; Streptophyta; Magnoliopsida; Malpighiales; Linaceae. The record is from the annotation of a GenBank genome assembly.